Molecule: messenger RNA, 1557 nt
Organism: Coffea eugenioides
Lineage: Eukaryota; Viridiplantae; Streptophyta; Magnoliopsida; Gentianales; Rubiaceae
Product: cytochrome P450 CYP72A219-like
Exons: 7
Coding region: 1-1557 (518 amino acids)
Molecular function (GO): oxidoreductase activity, acting on paired donors, with incorporation or reduction of molecular oxygen; monooxygenase activity; iron ion binding
Source: RefSeq, a predicted model, not a curated record
AUGGAAGUCUGGAGCUUCAAGUUAUUACCUUUAUUGGGAUUGCUAGGUUAUGUCAUCUACUGGUUUUUUGGGAUGGUCGAAGUCUAUUGGUUGAAGCCAAAGAGACUUGAGAAAAUUCUCAGGGAACAAGGGUUCAAAGGGAAUCCCUAUAGGCUAUUGCGAGGAGACCAGCAUGAAAAUGAUAAAUUACUCAAGGAAACUUUGUCCAAGCCUAUUCAGCUUGAAGAUAAUAUCAUAAAACGCAUGAUGCCUGAUGUCUACAAAACUCUCCAAAUCCAUGGAAAAAAUUCUUUCAUGUGGAUUGGACGAUAUCCGAGGGUGACUCUGACAGAUCCAACACUAGUAAAGGAAGUCUUGACUAAAUAUGUCACAUUUCAGAAGAGUUAUCAUGAUCUUGAUCCUCUCAUCGAAAUUCUUUUCACUGGUGUGGCCUGUGCUGAGGGGCAGAAGUGGGCGAAGCAUAGGAAGAUCAUCAACCCUGCUUUCAGUUUUGAUAAGCUAAAGCUUAUGCUGCCUGCAUUUCAAAUGAGCUGCGUUGAAACGGUGAACAAAUGGAGCAGAUUGAUCCCUGAGGGUGGCUCAGCAGAGGUGGAUGUCUGGAAAGGUAUUGAAGGCUUAUCAGGAGGUGUAAUUUCGAGAGCACUUUUUGGGACCAGCUAUGAAGAAGGAAGCGUGAUUGUUGAACUUAUGAAAGAACUCGCCUCUCUUACAUGGGAAGCCGUUCGGUCAGUUUACUUUCCAGGAAAGAGGUUUCUGCCGCUUAAGAGGAACAACAGGAUGAGGGCAAUAGACAGAGAAUUAAGAGUCAAGAUCACAGAAAUGAUCAACAAAAAGAUGAAGGCAAUGCAAGCAGGAGAAUCCAGUGAUGACUUCUUGGGGAUAUUGCUGGAAUCCAAUAUGAAUGAGAUUAAGCUCCAAGGAAGCAAAACUGCAGGAUUGACCAUUGAACAGAACAUUAAUGAGUGCAAAGUGUUCUACUGGGCUGGGCAGGACACUAGCUCAACUUUGAUGCUUUGGUCACUCGUCCUCCUGAGUAAGCACCCUGAGUGGCAGGAACGUGCCAGAGAAGAAAUUUUGCAAGUUUUUGGGGACAAAGAUCCAUACUAUGAUGGUUUAAGCCACCUCAAAAUUGUACCUAUGAUCUUGAACGAGAUCCUAAGGUUAUAUCCACCACUAGCUGAGCUCUCCAAAGUGGCUACUGAAGAUACACAAUUUGGAAAGUAUUUUAUUCCAGCUGGUGUGCAAAUGAUGAAUCCACAAAUAGUCCUCCACUAUGACCCCGAACUGUGGGGUGAUGAUGUCCUGGAGUUCAAGCCAGAGAGAUUUUCUGAGGGAGUUAUGAAGGCAACAAAAAUCCAGGGUGCCUACUUCCCCUUCAGCUUGGGGCCAAGAAUGUGCAUUGGAAACAACUUUGCCCUCUUGGCAUCAAAAAUGGCAUUGUCAAUAAUUCUGCGUAGCCUUUCUUUAGAGCUCUCUCCAUCCUAUGUCCACGCCCCCAUUGUUCGUGUCACCACCCAACCUCAGUUUGGGGCUCAUUUGACCUUGCGCAAAGUCUAG